GCUAAACAGCAGACUCACACAAACUGCUUGAUGGGAGGAGUGUCAAUCGGUGUGCUGUCAAUCAGAGCCUCGGCUUCUCUUUCAUCUCUCCUUCCUCCCAAUGACUGAAGAGAGAGAAAGAGGAGGAGGAGGAGGAGGAGGAAGAGGAGGAGGGUGCACAGCUACAUUACCAACACACACAUACACACACUGCUUACAUUACACUGUGGAAGCAGUGCAGGGAGCAGUGGGAAGUCGCUUUUUCUCUCCCAUCUCUCUACCUUCUUCUUUUUUUCUGAUUGUUUUAUGACUUUUUUUUGCUUUCAUCCCUCCUGCAGGUUGAGGAUGUAUUUUGACGCAUGAGAAGCAGCGUCUCCAGCAGUCUACUAAAAACUACUGUGUGUUUUAUUCCAGUUGCAAAUCCAUCCAUCAGUUAUCACCUACCAGACUGGUGUUUUGCUUUUCUUUUUUUUCCACUUUUCAAGGACAAGACAGCUUCUUCUCCACUGGACCACUGAGGAAAUAUUAUUAUAAAUGCACUUUUUAAGUCAUUUUUUUGAUACUGGACCAUAUCCGUCGUCGGUUGUUGACUGAAAAACUAGUGAUGAGAUUUUAAACUCGUGGUUUCCUCUUCCUUUUUUUUAUUUUUUUUCCUCCUCAUGACAUUGAGGCGUGCUCUCAGUCUGAGACUUUCAAUCUCAAGUUUUUAAUGUGUGAGUUUCAGUAGUUUUAAACAGUCAAAGUGGUGAGAAAAGGACGACAGCAGCAGCUUCACGCCUCCUGUUGCUCCAGUAGAAACGCACCGGACACCGGCAGCGUGUUCGCACUCUCCGGUUAAAGAGAGGAGGACUUUUACGCACCACGGUUUCACCGUUUCUGGGGGAUUUUAGUGGGACUUUUCCCCCUCUGUAGUCUCGGAACAGUUCUGGCGUGUGUGUGUUGUCUUCAGUUGUCUUGGCAGAACAGUAAAAACACAUUAAACAUGCCACAGUUAUCAGGCGGUGGUGGUGGAGGAGGAGGAGAUCCGGAGCUCUGCGCCACCGACGAGAUGAUCCCGUUCAAAGACGAGGGAGACCCGCACCACAAGGAGCAGAUCUUCGCCGAGCUCAGCCACUCGGAGGAGGAGGGAGACCUGGCAGACAUCAAGUCAUCUCUGGUCAACGAGUCAGAGAGCAGCCCCAACAGCAACAGCCACGAUGCAGCUAGACAGUCCCAAAUACCGCAAGAUUCAUAUCAUGAAAAACACAGAGACCAUUUGGAGGAUGCAAAACUCCAAGACCUGUACAGUAAAGGCCAUCCGUACCAGGGCUACCCAGGCUACAUCAUGAUGAGCAACAUGAACGACUCCUACAUGAGCAAUGGCUCCCUCUCGCCGCCCAUGCCCAGAACGUCCAACAAAGUCCCCGUGGUGCAGCCGUCCCAUGCAGUCCACCCACUCACACCACUGAUCACGUACAGUGACGAGCACUUCGCCCCCGGUCCUCACCCCCAGGAUGUCAACAAACAAGGAAUGCAGAGGCAUCACCCCGGACCAGACAUGACCAACUUCUACUCCCUGUCUCCUGGAGGAGUCGGGCAGAUCACGCCACCGCUGGGAUGGUUCUCACACCACAUGGUGCCCGGCCCCCAAGGUCCCCACGCCACAGGGAUCCCCCACCCGGCCAUCGUCAACCCACAGGUCAAACACGAGCCUCCGCAUGAAACAGACAUCAUGCACAUGAAAUCUCAGCACGAACAGAGAAAGGAGCAGGAGCCCAAAAGACCGCACAUCAAGAAGCCGCUAAACGCCUUCAUGCUCUACAUGAAAGAGAUGCGUGCGAAUGUGGUCGCCGAGUGCACGCUGAAGGAGAGCGCUGCCAUCAAUCAGAUCCUGGGACGAAGGUGGCAUGCUUUAUCUCGGGAAGAGCAAGCUAAGUAUUAUGAGUUAGCCCGCAAGGAACGGCAGCUCCACAUGCAGCUCUACCCAGGCUGGUCCGCUCGAGACAAUUAUGGAAAGAAGAAGAAGCGGAAGAGGGAGAAGAUGCAGGAAUCAGCCCCGGGUACAGGCCAGAGAAUGAAAACGGCGUACAUCUGAGAAUAUGGAGGAAAACGGAACAAUUUCUCCACAUGCAAAGCGAAGGCAGCAGCUACGGGCCCUCUGCUAGAGAUGGAGGCCUGUUAGAUUCCAUGAAGACCCUUAAAUCUCCAAACUGAAGCCUCCAGUUCUCAGAGGAUCCCACCUCCACCCAUCUCUUCCAACCCCUUACUCCCCUUUCCUUCAACACCGUCACAUGCCACCACCACCACCACCACCACCACCACCACCAAAAACACUUCACUGUUUGACUCUACUCCCGUCCUGAAGGCGCCUGGCUGCUGUAGAGACACUGAACUGAACUGAACAAGACAAUCAUGAUAAGUAGGAGCACCCUCACGCAACCACCGUCUCUCACCGAAAAAAAAAAAAUCAAUUUGACGUCUGUGUUUUCCUUUUUACAAUCAGCUUUACUGCAAUCCCAAGGCACUGCACUGAAAAACAGCAGCAAUUUUGAUGUGCGCACAAACUUCUCCACUGCACCGCCCAAACACUCCGCCUGUUUCUAAGUUACUGUAAGUUAUUCGUCAUCUCGGUUCCUUUGUAUAGUUCAUUAGGCCGACAUUCAACACCCCCAACCACCCCAUUCUCUCUCUCUCUCUCUCUCCUUGGAUUUUUGAGACCAUUUGGGGUUUCGCCCGACCGACCAAACACCUCUUUUUAGACUGCACUAAAGGAAGCCGGAGGAAUCUCAUCUUGUCUACGAAACGUCCUCAAGACGCCAUUCUUAGUUUGUCGCUGACCAGUUGGUGCAAAAAAGGAUCAACAUUUUGAUUUGCUUUUCAUUUUAGACUGAAUUUUAUUUUGAAUGCUUUUUUUGUAUCUUGAACCCUUGUUUCAAUUUCUCGGUGUAUAUUUUAGUGAUUUUGUUUUUUUAAAUAUUGUUUUUUUUAUAUAGUGGUAUAUAUGAAAAUAAGCUUUGGACACAGGAAAGCCAUUUUUCUUGUUGAAGCAUCUUGCAGAAAAUUGAAACUUAAGGCUUCUUUUGAUAACUAUUUGUAACAAAUAGUGACCUCGAGUCUUGCUCAGAUGUAAAAUAAUGCUCAGUAUGUGUACUUUUUAAAACUGUCAGGAUAUGUCAAUUUUCUUGGUAUUUUUGCAGGCAACAUUAGGACAAAGGCGAGAGUGAUAGCUCAGAGGCCUAUAUUUUAUUGUUCUAAAACAUGACAAAUGAAGCAGAUAUAUAUAUUUACCCCAGCACUUGGCAGUCUUUCUUUUAUUGCAAUGGACCUUUGUCUUUUCUCUCUGGUAGCUAAUAGUGUGGUCUUUAGCCAUGUUGUUUAUUCCAUGCAAGCAUCUCUGUAACAUUUUGAUUUCAAUGCUCUAUUUUAGUAUUACUUGAUGAAUUCCUUUUUUUAUUAUCAUAUUUUGGGUCACUGUCAUCUUGGUAUAGCAUUUUGCUUCCCAAGUGGUCAUAUUUGAACUGUUUCAACAUGUUUUUUUUUGUAAGAAAAAUAAAAAGGCACCAUUGGCUCAUUUGAUCACUUGUGUGGUGGAAAGACCAGAGCUGGAAGUGCCAGAUGUAGCA
Sebastes umbrosus (honeycomb rockfish) is the source of this 3581-nucleotide messenger RNA. It is a transcript of the gene lef1, whose product is annotated as lymphoid enhancer-binding factor 1. Gene Ontology annotation, biological process: canonical Wnt signaling pathway; regulation of transcription by RNA polymerase II. The record is from RefSeq and is a predicted model, not a curated record. The transcript has 12 exons. Lineage: Eukaryota; Metazoa; Chordata; Actinopteri; Perciformes; Sebastidae. Gene Ontology annotation, cellular component: beta-catenin-TCF complex. The coding region runs from base 962 to 2053 and encodes 363 amino acids. Gene Ontology annotation, molecular function: RNA polymerase II cis-regulatory region sequence-specific DNA binding; DNA-binding transcription factor activity, RNA polymerase II-specific.